CACACACUUUCAAGCUGGGGUUCGGUUUGUGACGACCGAACAGGGGCGCAAACACAGAACUUUAGAACAAACUCAAAAUCAACAACGCCAAUAUGUUCAAAUAAACAUUUUAAACAUUAUCACACACUCACUCAUCAAUCAAUGCCUAAAUCAUGCAUACUACCCUUUUUGAUUCAAUGACAACAAUUCUCAAAACAAUAACCAACAAUUAAAUGGAUAAAUCACAUAGAUCAACCACGAUAAUGAUUAAGAACGGAAUUUCAAACCUAGAUGCAUAUUCUUGUGUUAGAUGUCAACGUACUCACCUCGAUUCGUUCAAUUCGAUUCAAAAGAACGUCGCUCGAAAGUUAUCCUCGAGGACUCGCACCCCACUACCCAAGUUGGUACCGUUGCCCAUACUUCUCGCCAUGGCCAGGGUUCCAUCGCUGCUGCCCGUCGCCUGCCGGUGGUUGACGUUGUCUAAGAAGGCCGCUGGAGUUGCUGCCAGACCAGACCGAACUUGCCGUCGUACCCUCGCCGGAGUAUUGACAGAUCACGGCCGUCCCUGCCUCGCCAAAUCCGAGAGUGGGCCUCGGGGAACUGGUCGUCGUUUUGCUGGGUUGACGCGCUGAGUCACCCCGCCGGAGGAUUUGCCGGUUCGCGCUGCUGCUCGCUGAGGUCAACGCCGGAAGGAGUCGCCGGGUUGAGGCCAGUCGUGCCCCUCCACGAAAUCUGAGAGAAAGGAGUCGGUAAGGGAGCUUGCCGGAGAUCCAAUUGCCGCAGGCCGUCGCUGGUCACCGUCGCCGUGCCCCUGUGCUGCUGUGAUGGAUCGACCAAGAAGGAUGGAGGGUGGCGGCGGUUCGAUUAGGGCAGAAAGAAACGAAGGAAAAAUACUCUAGGCUUUGCAGUUAUUGU
Cuscuta campestris is the source of this 894-nucleotide messenger RNA. NCBI's taxonomy places the organism in Eukaryota, Viridiplantae, Streptophyta, Magnoliopsida, Solanales, Convolvulaceae. The record is from the annotation of a GenBank genome assembly.